Molecule: messenger RNA, 744 nt
Organism: Heterostelium album PN500
Lineage: Eukaryota; Evosea; Eumycetozoa; Acytosteliales; Acytosteliaceae
Exons: 2
Coding region: 1-744 (247 amino acids)
Biological process (GO): nucleoside phosphate metabolic process; ribose phosphate metabolic process
Molecular function (GO): ADP-glucose pyrophosphatase activity; ADP-ribose pyrophosphatase activity
Source: RefSeq, a predicted model, not a curated record
AUGUCAACAAUUACAAUUAGAGGUAAUACAGUACCUGUUACAUUUGCAUCUGAUAUACCUGCUGAAACUGCACUCAGCGCACCAAACUUUGUAAAAUGGACCAAAAGAAUGGAAACACAAGAUAAACUUAAAGUAAAUUCAAUUCAAGUGCAAUCGAUCGAUAUGUUUGGUAAGAAUGUUGGUUUCCUCAAGUUCAAAGCUGAAGUUGUAGCUUUGCCAGAGAACAGACCAGUACCAGGAAUCAUCUUUUGUAGAGGUGGUUCGGUAGCUAUCUUAGUUAUCCUCACCUCAAAAGAGACAGGUCGUCAGUACAGUGUUCUCACUGUUCAAUCUCGUGUACCAGUAGCUAGAUUCGCUUACAGUGAGAUUCCAGCCGGUAUGUUGGACGGUAGCGGUCAUUUCGUUGGUGUCGCUGCCAAGGAGAUGAAAGAAGAGACCGGUAUCGAAGUAACCGAAGACAAGCUGGUAGAUCUCACUCAGCUGGCCUAUGGUGACACUGCAGAGGGAAUGUACCCAUCACCAGGUGGAUGCGACGAAUUCAUUCGUUUGUUCCUCUUCCGUGACACCUUGGAGCAAUCAAAGAUCGACGAACUUCAAAACAAAUGCACUGGUGCACUUGAGGAAAAUGAAUCGAUCACUCUCGACAUCGUUCCACUUGAAGAUCUCUGGAAGAAGAGUCCAGAUGGAAAGACACUAUCCUCAUUGUUUUUAUAUGAAAAAUUAAAGGCUGAAAAGAAACUUUAA